UUUUCCUCCAGUGCUAUGACAGGCAAACUACUGGAGAAGCUGCCGGGGACCAUGAACACUUUGAUGAACCAAUUGCCUGACAAUCUGUACCCAGAGGAGAUCCCCAACUCUUUGAAUAUCUUCAGCAGCAGCGACUCGGUGGCUCACUACAACCAGAUGGCUGCAGAUAAUGUUAUGGACAUUGGCUUAGCGAACGAAAAGGCCGGUCAGGAACUGUCCUCCUAUUCGGGGACUUUUCAACCCGCCCCGGGCAACAAGACUGUCACCUACCUGGGGAAAUUCGCUUUUGACUCGCCCUCCAACUGGUGCCAGGACAACAUCAUCAGCCUGAUGAGCGCGGGCAUCCUGGGGGUGCCGCCGUCCUCGGGCGCGCUCACCAGCACGCAGAGCUCGGCGGGCAGCAUGGGACCGCCGCAGGGCGAGGUGGACCAGAUGUACCCCGCGCUGCCGCCCUACUCCUCCUGCAGUGACCUCUACCCGGAGCCCGUCUCCUUCCACGACCCCCAGAACAACCCCGGCCUCACCUACUCCCCCCAGGAUUACCAGGCGGCCAAGCCCGCCUUGGACAGCAACCUCUUCCCCAUGAUCCCAGACUAUAACCUCUACCACCACCCCAACGACAUGGGCACCAUCACGGAGCACAAACCCUUCCAGAGCUUGGACCCCAUCCGCGUCAACCCACCCCCCAUCACCCCGCUGGAGACCAUCAAGGCCUUCAAGGACAAGCAGAUCCACCCAGGUUUCGGGGGGCUGCCCCUAAUUCUUAAACAGUUAUUCAGCAGUGUCAAAUGUGUAACAGAAAUCUCAGAGUACCUACAGCUAAUUUUAUCAAUGAAACACACACACCUGUAA
Messenger RNA from Egretta garzetta (little egret), 852 nucleotides. It is a transcript of the gene EGR3, whose product is annotated as early growth response 3. The transcript has 3 exons. The record is from RefSeq and is a predicted model, not a curated record. NCBI's taxonomy places the organism in Eukaryota, Metazoa, Chordata, Aves, Pelecaniformes, Ardeidae. Bases 16 to 852 code for a protein of 278 amino acids.